GAAAGAGGACAAACAGGAGGAGGAGGUGAAAUCAAUGCAUUCUGCAGACUGCAGACAUUUGCGGUAGAAUGGGUCGCAGCGAGGAGCUCAGUGACUUCCAGCGGGGGACCGUGGUUGGAUGUCACAUGUGCAAAAAGUCUGUCCGGGAGAUUUCCGUUCUGUUAAACCUUCCGCGGUCCACCGUGAGCGCUGUCAUCUUGAAGUGGAAACGUGGAGGAAUAACGACGGCUCUGCCCCGGAGCGGCCGACCGCACAAGCUCAAGGAGGAGGACCGUCAAGUCCUGGAGAAAGUAGCGUUGGAAAACUGUUCGCCCUCGGUGGAAGCUCUCACCGCAGAGUUUCAGACCGCCUCCGGGGCCAGCGUGAGCCCCAGGACCGUCCGCCGGGAGCUGCAUGAGAUGGGCUUCCGUGGCCGAGUGUCCACGUACAACAAGCCUAAAGGAGGGGAGAAAGCAGAGAAGAAGCGGGCAGCUCCAAGCCAAGACAACGCCAAGGUGGACGUGUCGCGUCUGGACCUGCGCGUUGGACGUAUAAUCUCAACUGUGCAGCUUCCAGAGACUGAUGGUCUGUAUGUGGAGCAGGUCGAUGUUGGAGAGAUGUGUCCCAGGACGGUGGUCAGCGAGCUAGCUAAGCACAUACCUCUGGACCAGAUGCAGAACCGCAUGGCGGUCCUGUUGUGUAACCUGAAGCCAGCCAAGACGAGAGGAGUGGUGUCCCAGGCUGUGGUGAUGUGUGCCAGCUCACCCGACAAGGUUGAAAUCCUUGAACCUCCAAGCGGAGCAGCACCAGGGGACAGAGUUAUUUUCCCGAGCUUCCCAGGUGAACCAGACAAAGAGCUGAACCCCAAAAACAAGGUCUGGGAGCAGGUUUUGCCAGACCUACGCACCAGUGACCAGUGUGUUGCAACCUACAAGGGAGCUGCGUUUGAGGUUGCCUGCAAGGGAGUGUGCAAAGCCCAAACCAUGAGCGACAGUGAAAUCAAAUAAACGAACGGAGCUGCUCAAAAUAGCUCGGUGCAAAUCCCUGCUGCCAGAAAGGAUCCAAAGUGUUGUGUAGAGUGGUUCCAGAAGAGCGGAGGCCCUUGGUUUUGGAAAGACAUGUCCAGCAAACACAUGGGUGUGAUGUUGGAGUGUUCACAUACUUUUGUCCCAUGAGGAAGGAAAGUGAAGAUGGUGAGGAGUAUGUCGCCCUCUGUUGGACGGACACUUUUAUCUAAAAUCAGAAGUUCUGUAUUUGGCCAAAGGAGGGCACUUCAGUACCCAUGAUGAUGUACAGUAUGUGUGUAGUGACACAUGGGAACAUACAGCCCACAGUGAUACUCGGCAUUGUGAAAAGAAAAUGGAAAUUCUUACAAAGAAUCCCUUUUUAGUUGGGAAAUAUUUGAUAAAAUCGAAAUGUUUUCCCAUGACGCCACAGUGGUCAUUUCCACUUAACAGAGGAUGAAACUAAACGGUGCAGAAAUCCCUUUUUGAAAAAGUGGACACUGAACAGUUUUACUUUCUGUUGACAGUACGGAAAUUAGUUGGAAUGAAAUGGAAAUAACUUUAAAACGAAUUGGUUUUACCAAAUAAAAUGUGUUCUUAAGCAACUGCAUGCGGUCAGUUCUUUCACCUGCUUUAGGUUAAGUUUGAUGCUGGCAAAUAAUGAAAGCAAGUGUGCGUGUGUGUGUGUGUGUCCUUUAUUUUAAAGGAAGAGGUGAAAAUUGCAUGUAAACAAUGAGGAUGUGAUUCAGGAACUAAGAAGUGGAACAGAUUGUCUCUGAUGAGAUGUUGCUGGUAACUAACAGAACAGGAGGUCUGGGAGGGAAUGGUAUCAACAUUUUCAUAAAUGAAAGAUAUGUCUUACAAUUUCAUAAAUUAGAGAAGGAAGUUAUGAAACUGCUUUGCCAUAUACAAGAAGAAACCCCAGACUCAGUUCUCAUUAAAAGGAUAUAACAGUCUUACUGUGUACAUUUGUAAUGGUAUGUAUCAUACUGAUCAUUAAAUAUUCCUUUAGACACUGCAGGUUUUGUUUGUAUGUUUCUAACAGUUGUUGUAAGGUAACUAAUCUGCCUAAAGAUGGACCACGGUGUUUUCAGUCUGAAAACUCAAGUUAUAUUAAAAAAAAAAAGAAAAAACAUGAGAAACUGCACUGACUAGGACGAGGAGGAAAUGCCACCCCCUCAAUCUACCAGCCCCCUUCCAACUUCCCCAUGGCAAGCCUCUUCAACAUUCAGUCAAACCACACUCUCACUUUUCAGUGCCAAUGUAAACUUACUUUAAAUUACAUGAAAGUGUAUUAUUGUUGUAUGGUUUUUACUUUUACUGUCAGUUGUGUUGCAUGUUAAGUUAGUUGCUUUAUUUGUUGCACACUUGUAAUAAUUUUAUUUUUAUAGCACCUUUAACGUGUGUUAGAACAAGGUAAGUUUGGUUUGAAGUUAUAAAGAUUUGGUGGAACCGAUUCCUCAGGCCCUGAGGCAGUUGCCACUUUUGCCUGGUUGGUAAUGUGGAAAUUGAGCAAGGACUGAAAGUCCACAUAAUUAACAAAAUCACCAACAUAUUGAACAGAGCUCUCACAACAUCAUUGCUAUGAUUAUAAGCUCACUGGGCCCAUUCACAAGCCUGUACAUUGCAUCAGAGAGCAAGUACAGUUCAAGUCCAAAGUGUGUGGUAAAGCAUUGUGCUACUCUAGAGUCUAGACCAAGUGACACUCAAUCUUCCUCAAGGUCCAAGAGAUGAAGGCCAAUUCUAAAAUCCUCACUGUGUCCUUUUCCUUCACUUGAGCCUUGAGGAUGUA
Messenger RNA from Anarrhichthys ocellatus (wolf-eel), 2775 nucleotides. Its product is annotated as aminoacyl tRNA synthase complex-interacting multifunctional protein 1-like. The record is from RefSeq and is a predicted model, not a curated record. Bases 69 to 986 code for a protein of 305 amino acids. NCBI's taxonomy places the organism in Eukaryota, Metazoa, Chordata, Actinopteri, Perciformes, Anarhichadidae. The transcript has 4 exons. Gene Ontology annotation, molecular function: tRNA binding.